Cuscuta europaea is the source of this 2592-nucleotide messenger RNA. The record is from the annotation of a GenBank genome assembly. NCBI's taxonomy places the organism in Eukaryota, Viridiplantae, Streptophyta, Magnoliopsida, Solanales, Convolvulaceae.
AGCGGUUGUGGGAAGACAUCUCCUUCCGCUUUCAACUCUGAUUUUGAAACCAGCCCCUGAAAAAAAAUGUCGCGUGUUGAGAGCUGCUUCUCUCGCUGGAACCUCCGUUCCAGAUUCACGUGCAACGAUGUCUCUCGCCGAGUUUGAGCUGGUUUCCUACUGUUCGCUGAAUGAUUUCCAGGAGUUCUCUGAUUUCCGACUCAGCCUGAAUCACUGGAAGACCGGUUUCAGACCUAGAAAACCUAAAUCGAUUUUAGGCGAAUUUUCGCAGGUUCUUUGUCUGUGCUUGAGUGCUAAUGUUGUUUGGGACUCGUCGUCCUGUGCUGUAGAGUCUGUUAUUGAAUGUCGUUGUUUUUGAGGAAUCAGGAACGGUUUGCGUUUACUGUUCCUCCGCGACCUCAAGUGUCGAUUACUGUAGCUUUAAGCUGAAUCCGUUACUCUGCUUUCUGGUUCUGUUUCUAUGGCAAGGACGAAACAAAAUGGGGCUGGGGGAUCCUCAAUUGUCACCAGGUCAUCCCCCAGAUUUGUUGUUCUUGAUACACUUGAGGGAGAUUUCCCUGAACUUGGUGCUGUUACCAAGCCUGGGCUUUCACCAGCGAGGAAACCUGCUACAAAUUCGCAGGUUGUAAAGGGUGUUGUCCCUGUGAUAGCACAUGAAGUUCAAGCUACUGGAAUUGUGGAGAAAUCAACUCUGGUUGCUGCUGGUAAAACUGCAGGUCUUAGCGCUGGAACCACUGCUGCUAUUGCAACUAGGCAGAUUGUACCUGGCCAAAAUUCUGGGAAUGGCAAGAAGCCUGGGAAUCCUGCUGCUGGUGUCCCUGAUACUUGUCCAUCUCCUGAGGUGAAUUUCCCUCAACUGGUUGCUACGUUUGACACACCUGGGACUGCAUCACCUGCUGCUGAAUUGCCUGGCAAAUCACCUGCUGCUAUAACUGGGCCAGUUACUUCUACUCGGCUAAUCAAUGGCAAAGCCACUGCUGUGAAACACUUGAAACUGGCAGAAACUUCAACAAUAAUACCACCUUGGAACUCUUUGUUUAAAGACAACUGUGACCCAAAAAUUGGGAUUAAGUUGAAGUAUGUUCCACCGAAAGGUGAAAUAGUGGAUUUUGGGGACCGAGUACUACCCUCGAUGGUUGAAAUGUGGGGACACUGUCUAGUGGGACACUUCACCGGAAAAUUCCCCGGACUCAAAGCGGUCCAUGAUUUGAAAGCUUCAUGGGGUGUAAAAUGUUUUGUACGGUCCCAUAAUAAGGGGUGGAUUAUUUUUAAGUUUCAAGAUGGGGAGGAUAGAUCGAAGGUACUACAUGGGGGACCUUACACCGUGUUUGGGAAGCUCCUAAUGCUUAAAGAACUUUCAGAGGACUUCACUUUUGAGGAUGAGGAAUUUCUUAAAAUACCAAUUUGGAUCAAGUUUCCUAAACUACCAAUGUGUUUAUGGAAUGAUGAGGCUAUGAGUGAGGUGGCAUCUAGGGUCGGGGUCCCAAUUACCACGGACAAGAUCACUCAAGAGAGGGCUAACAAUGAUUUUGCUAGAGUUCUAAUUGAGGUUGAUCUCACAAAGCCACCACCACUACAUUUUCCUAUACGACUACCUUCCCGAAAGGUAAUCAAGCAAAGUGUAGUUUAUGAAACUUUUCCUAACUUUUGCUUUCAUUGCAAAGAAUUUGGGCACCACCCUUUUAUUUGUAAGAAGCUAGCCAUACAGGAGGAUGGAGAAAAUGAGGCUUCUAUUUUGGUGGAUAGCCGGCCAGUAGCUACUGCUCAGGGAUGCCCGACCAAGCUCCCCCCUGGCCCAACCGGAUCUCUGAUUGUUGCCAAGGUGCCUGAAUCUCCUGCUGCCCGACCGACCGGGUGCUGCACUGACCCGAUCGGGUAUACAGAGCAGUUCUCCUCCCAGGGGUCUGCCAAAGAUGAUAUGGCUGCUGUUGCUAUUCCAUCUGCUAAAGGGGUUGCAGCUCCUACCCAGGAGGUCAUCAAACAACCUGCUGCUACGCUUGAUAGGAAUGCUACACCUGCUCCUACGCUUGAAACUAAAACUGCCCAAGAAGAACUUCCUGCUGCGUUUGAAGAAGCCGGUGCUGCUGUGCUUGUACCAACCCAUGUUCAUCCUGCUGCUGCGUUUCUCGAAGCUAGGGGGAGGACUGUGAGAAAUGAAAGUGAUUUGAAACAAGAUGAUGUUGUCAUUAUUUGUGAGAUCAUAAACGGUAAGACGCUCAAGUUGAUUGUUAAACCAUUUAAGUACGUCCAUGCUAGUGUCAUUAGAGUGGAUACCUCUUUUCGACUUACGGAUGACUUGGAUAAGAAGGGCCUAACUUUCACCACCCAUUGUCUUGAGAGGUUGCCGGGGGUUACUAAGAAGAGAGGGGAGGUUUGCUUUGAUUCAAAGUUCACUACUCCUUUCCGUACGUUCUUUGGAGGUUAAAUUAGGGGUUCCUAAUUUUUGUUUGGUGAACCAGUUUCUUGAGUUUAUUUUGCUCCUAAUGUUUUUAGGUGCAUUUUGUUGACUUGUGAGGAUUCCUAUAUUGAUGUUGUGGUAUCCCAUGUUUCGGGAUAUGCACUUUAUUUGUAACAUUGACUUGUUAUUUCUUU